AUGGAAAAACAAAGGCUGAAAGAAGAGGAAGAUCGGGAACGGAAGGAUAUAGAGGAGGUCAAUAACGACAAGAUCCUGUUUAAUAAUGAAGACGACGACGAGGAGAAAGAGAAACGUACACCGCCACAGGAAGGGAAUAAUAGACAUCUGGUGCAACAGCCCCAAGACAACAAUAAGGGAGUGCUUCAGGACGAUUUGCCGACAGAGUUUGAUGAGGCGUUUCUUCCGACUGCAUCUAAAAAACUCCUUGAGGAAAAGAUCGGUGUCAAAGCCUUGGACGACUAUUUCAAGAGCAGGCCCCAUAUCAAGCUCGAGCGAGAUGCGGCUGUUAAAUAUAUUUUAGGCCAGGCUAAUAUUGCCUACCGCAACAAUUCUAUUUACUCAGUGGUCAUCAAGCCCAAGGACAAGAUCCCACCUUCAGGCGAUAUUCAUGAUUAUACCUCAUUGGCACGUUACUUCUGGAAGAAUCCAAACACCCCCAGUGGCCUGCCGUAUAUCCGAAUUGAUGGUAAACCCAACCCAGACAUGGACUUGGUAUGGGAUUAUCGGCUUUUGAGAAAAGUCUUUAGGGACUGCUACUAUAUGGGACAGGCAUAUUUUUGGACAGGCGAGGAGCGCUAUGCUGAAAAGGUUGUAUUCAGAGUCAAGCAGUGGUUCCUAGACGAAGAAACCUACAUGAAUCCUAAUAUCAAGUAUGGCAGUUUGAUCUUUGGCAACAAUCUCGGACGUGCUCAAGGUGUCCUUGACAUGUUCAAAGUCUAUGGAAUGUUUGAUGCACUCAAGGCAAUCGAAGGAUCCAAGGCCAUGCAUUCAGAGCCCACAUUGAUUCCUAGGCUCCAGACCUGGUUCAAGUCCUAUAUAAGUUGGUUAGACGAGUCGUUCGAAGCUAAUCAGGAGAAGAAUGCUAAAAAUAACCAUGGCACCUACUUCUCAGUUCAAUACGUCUCUAUUCUCGAAUUCUUGGGCCGUAAUGAAGACGCCAGAGCUUUGAUGGAGGAAGCUAAAGAGAAAAGAGUUGGACCUCAAAUCCGCAAGGAUGGUGCACAGCCCCACGAAACUUUCCGACCUAUCAGUUUCUUUUAUUCGACCUUUAACUUACAAGGAUUGAUGCUGUUGGCCAUCCAGGCAUCUACAUACGAUGUGGAUCUGUGGCAUCAUAGGGGGCCCGUUAUUCAAAGUACGAUCAGAAUCACCUCCAAAAAGAGCGUCACUAUUGAGAGCGGAGGAGGCACAAUAGAAGAUGCGAUCCGAUAUUUGUCUGAGUAUGCAGUCAGGGAUCCAUCCGAGUGGCCCUAUUUUGACUCAGGCACUCGAAACCUAAAAGAUGUACUUAAAAUGGCCAAGAUGGCUAGUGUUGUCUAUGGGCAGAACCAUUGGCAGGUACCGAUCGAGAACUUGGAGGCCAAGAUUGACGAGGAAAUCCCUGGCGAGGGGACUGGUGGGGAGGGGGCCGGGGCUGGAAGUGGCAACACACACAGCACAACGGUUGAUGAAGGGGAUCCCAACAGCUUUAUCUGUGAGCUAGGUAUCUUAAGCAAGGGUCGGUUAUGGCAUUGCUACAAAUAA
Messenger RNA from Lobosporangium transversale, 1566 nucleotides. Its product is annotated as alginate lyase-domain-containing protein. The transcript has 2 exons. Lineage: Eukaryota; Fungi; Mortierellomycota; Mortierellomycetes; Mortierellales; Mortierellaceae. Gene Ontology annotation, cellular component: periplasmic space. Gene Ontology annotation, molecular function: lyase activity. Bases 1 to 1566 code for a protein of 521 amino acids. The record is from RefSeq and is a predicted model, not a curated record.